This is a messenger RNA of Mytilus trossulus (common blue mussel), 1745 nucleotides long. Its product is annotated as N(6)-adenine-specific methyltransferase METTL4-like. Gene Ontology annotation, biological process: methylation. The transcript has 2 exons. The record is from RefSeq and is a predicted model, not a curated record. Lineage: Eukaryota; Metazoa; Mollusca; Bivalvia; Mytilida; Mytilidae. Gene Ontology annotation, molecular function: nucleic acid binding; methyltransferase activity. The coding region runs from base 212 to 1615 and encodes 467 amino acids. Gene Ontology annotation, cellular component: nucleus.
AAAGACUCGGACUAACAGGUGCCCUACGAUGUCCACCAGCUGUCCACUGGCAUACUGACCCUCAUAAAUUUAAAAUGCAUAUAUGGUUGUCAUUCUGAUGUUAAAACACAUGCAAUGACUUUCAUGUGCACAAUUUGAUAAAGAAAUCUGAUAGUGAAGUGAAGUUUCAGUAAUCAAUGUAAAGGACUCACAUGGUGUAAUAGUUCAAAAGAUGGCCGUUAUAUAUCAGAAUAUGUAUGGCUGGAUACUUGAUCAUCGGCAAAUGAUUGCAGAGGCUUUUAAAGAUGUUAAUUCUGAAGACGGUACUAUGACAGAUUUCUCAUACAAAAGGGACAUGUUUGAAAUAAAUAGCCAAUUUAUCAUGGAUAGCCAGUUUGAAAGUAAAAUCAGAGUACAGGAAAGGGAUGAAGAUAUAUUUGCCAAUCGUAAAAAGAGAAAAAGAAAAAGAAAAUCUGAUUUAAAUAAAGGAGAAAUUAAAGCUAAAACAUAUCAUGAUAAAAUUAUAGAAGUGAUUUUACGUGCCUAUAAAUCUUUACUCGAUGGUUCCAAAGAUAUCAAGCUUUUUAGAGAUCUUGGUAAAUCAUUAGAUAAUAAUGUUUCUGCAAGGAAAAUUGCUACCAACUCUGGACCAGGAGACAAAUUAAGGGAAUUGUGUUAUACUGAUAUCAACGACCUUGACAUUAAAACUGUGACUUUGAAACCGCAAGGUGUUUAUGAUAAUUUGUGUAAUAAACUUGUGAAAAAUUGCAGCAACUCUCCCAUAAAAGUUAAAAUUAAGGAUGACUUUUACCUUUUACCUGCUGAAUGUUCUUUCAUUAUGGGUGACACUGUUAAUUUAAACUAUUUUUCUACAAUUUUAGGCAGAAAUGAAUUUGACUUUAUUUUACUUGAUCCCCCAUGGGAGAAUAAGUCUGUUAAAAGAAAGAAACAAUAUUGGACUUUGGAUAACGAAGAAUUGUUUAAAAUCCCAGUUCCUGAGUUAUCUUCCCCUGGUUGUGUUAUUGGUGUGUGGGUUACAAACAAAAUGAAACAUAAGGAUUUUGUUAUACAAGAGUUAUUCCCCUUUUGGAAUGUAGAUUUUAUAACAACAUGGUAUUGGAUUAAAGUCACAAAGACUGGCAGCACAGUAUUAGACAUAAUGUCCGAACAUAAAAAACCAUAUGAAAUUCUUAUAUUAGGAAAAUGUAAACACACAGAAAUGAAGGAUGUAUCCGAUGAAAAGAUAGACUCUAACACAGAAGAAGAACAUACUAAAAAUGACAUUUGUAAAAAUAUGAAAUGCAAAGAAAACUUAAGUGAAAAGAUAAGUUCUAAAUCUUUAGAUGGCAUUUGUAAUGAGAGAACUAUCUUACCUGCUUCGUUAAACAAUGACAAUCUACCAUUAGACAUGACAAUGAUGAGCGUGCCUAGCAGUAUUCAUUCUAUGAAAAUUCCAUUACAAGAUAUUAUGAAACCUUAUCUUCCAGAAACUCCAAAUUGUUUGGAAAUAUUUGCGAGGAACUUGACGCCAGGUUGGUGUUGCUAUGGCAAUGAGGUGUUUAAACAUCAGCAUAUGGAUUAUUUUGAAGUUUUUACCAAAGAUACUAGAAUUCCAUUAUACUCUGAUGUGAAAUAAAUAAAUGUUUAAAGCAUGCAUCCGACUCAUUUUAAAUAUUUUAGGUGCAUUGUUCAUGCUUUUGUGCACACAUUUAAGUACCAAUUCCAAAAAUAUUUGUACACAUUGUAUAACCAUCAUUGUUGAAAUA